This is a messenger RNA of Neoarius graeffei (lesser salmon catfish), 678 nucleotides long. Its product is annotated as RING-HC_RNF170 domain-containing protein. Lineage: Eukaryota; Metazoa; Chordata; Actinopteri; Siluriformes; Ariidae. Gene Ontology annotation, molecular function: metal ion binding; ubiquitin protein ligase activity. Bases 1 to 678 code for a protein of 225 amino acids. The transcript is spliced from 6 exons. The record is from RefSeq and is a predicted model, not a curated record.
AUGAUGCAAUAUGGGUUUUUGAUGAUUUCAGAAAGCAGAGGUCAUCAGCUACAAAGCCAGUACACAAGCAAUAGUGAGGACUCUCAAUCAGGCAUAUCUGCAGGUAGCAUGGACCUCCAUUGUCCAGUAUGUUUACAUGUAGCCAUUUUUCCUGUGAAGACAAACUGUGGGCAUCUGUUCUGUGCUCCUUGUCUUAUAUCGUACUGGAAACACAGCUGUUGUUUAGAGGCUAUCAGCUGUCCUUUGUGCAGACAAAAGGUGAAUGUUAUGUAUCAUCUGUUCCAUGAGAGCAGGUCAGACAGGAAGGAGAGAGAGAUACUGGGUCACAUUGGAGACUACAAUAAACGCUAUUCCGGAGCACCACGAAAAAUAAGCGACUACCUCUUUGAUGCUCCUUUCUUCUUGCUGCUUUUGUUCCGGGCUUUGGGAAACAUGGGUGGUUUGGUGUGGCUCUUCCUGCUACGAGUGGCACUGUGUGGAUUCGGGGCGGCUGCUUCCUUUGUGUCCCCAUUAGAUGCUAUGCCUGGACACUUCAGCAGGGCAUUGGGGCUUUUAGAUGACCUAGUGGUAGUCUUCCUCCUCCUCAUCGCCAUCAUUAACAUCCACCAACAGAUGGUACCAGAGAGGACAACCAGACCAUACACAGUGGAACAUGGUAUACUAUCUGACAUGUUGUAA